AUGUCAAAUUUUGUUGAUACUUGUUUUAAAUUAAGUGAAGGACAUGAUUUUGUAGUUUUCACAUUUCAUUCAAUAAUAUGGGGAACACUAUUACAUUUAAUGAAUCGUAGUGAUCCUAUCAAACUUCAAGAAAAACAACAACAAAACAAUAUUAAUAAAAAAUCAAACUCAAACCCACACACAUAUAAAUUAAAACCAUUUGAAAUUUUAUUUCUGGGUAUAAUGGUCACAGUAACUUUAAUAAAUAUAGUUCUCCGUUUUGUUAAAGGAGUACCAAUUUGGUUGCUUCAACCAUGUCAUGUUUUAUCAGCAUUAUUAAUUUAUAUAAUUUCAAAUAAAAAGAGCGAUUCAAAUAUAUUUUAUUUAUAUUUUUAUAAUUUAUGGAUGCCAUUGGUUGGUGUAUUAGCAGUACCAGAUGAUAGUUGGUUUUAUUAUUCAUGGGAACCAAUGGUUUUCUAUCUUCAUCAUUAUGCUAUGUUAAUAAUUCCUUUUUAUUAUAUGCUUUUUAAUCAUAGAUUCCAUGCACAUUUUAAGAGUUCAACAUCAUUACCAAUCGAACAUUAUGGUAAUAUUAGAUUAUCAACUUUAAAGAAUCGUUUAAGAUUAUUUGUUCAAGUAUUUACAAUUGGUAUGCUAUAUCAUUCAUUGGUAUUAGGUUAUGGUGGAAUUUUAUUAAAUGAAGAUUUAAAUUCUAUGAAAUGCCGUUUUGCUGGUGGUGAAAUCUUUGGUAUAUAUUGGAGAGAAUUUUUAACAAUUGGUGGUUGGAUCUUAGGUUGGUUAGUUGCAGUUUUACCUGAUACUUUGAUUCAUUAUUUUUUAAAUUCGAAAAAUACCUCUACUACUACUACAAAAAAGAAUUCCAUACUUUCAAUUUUAAGUGAUGGUUUUAAUUUUAUUCAAUCAAGAAUUAACUUAGAAAUUAAAAAAAAUAAUUAA
Messenger RNA from Dictyostelium discoideum AX4, 936 nucleotides. RefSeq lists its product as hypothetical. The transcript is spliced from 3 exons. Gene Ontology annotation, cellular component: membrane. Lineage: Eukaryota; Evosea; Eumycetozoa; Dictyosteliales; Dictyosteliaceae. The record is from RefSeq and is a predicted model, not a curated record. Bases 1 to 936 code for a protein of 311 amino acids.